UGUCAACCUAUAGACAGUGCUCUAGCCUCCACAAGGCCAAUCAUGUUCAACCGUACCGCUACGCGACACCAGCAGACGGCGAGUAUUGGGGAUGUUAACCCCCUCUUGAAGUAUCCUCAUCGACUGAAUUUCUAUGAAGAAGCGCCACUUGAGCAAGUGACACUUGAACAAUUUGAGACAUGGGCAAUAGACCGUCUUCGGGUGCUUGCUGAGAUCGAGGCGGCACGAAUACGAGGUGGAAAUUUUGAAGCAUUGAAGACUGUAGUUUCCACGCAAUGCGAAAAGCACCUUCAACUUCAUUCAAACUCCGAAAAGGAGUACAAUCUUGACGAGGAAAGAUGGAAGGAUCGAGUCAGCCAUUUUAUAUUACGAUUAGCUUUCUGCCGGACUGACGAAUUACGGGGGAAGUUUGUGAGAGCAGAGACAGAUCUGUUCCGAGUUCGAUUCGCUGAAGCAAAACAAGCUGAAAGGGACGCGUUUUUGGCUUCGAAACGAUUUAGUGGGGAGCCAAUAUCUGACGAUGAGAAGGCCCAACUUAAGCGACAGCUUAUGGACACGACAUUCAGUAUCCGGACAGAGGAAGACUUUGCGAAGGAGAAUUUCUACAGGGUACCUUGGACGAAAGUGACCGAUCUCGUCGCACAACGGCGCGUAUUUCUCAAACGAGGUCAUGCUUAUGUACCAUCCACUCUCCAAUCUUCAAUCAUAUUUCAAGAGUUCCAAGCAAGGCUCGCAAACGCACUCGAACUCACGGCCCGUGCGCUACCUCGACUGGACGAAGAUGACCGACUCCUUCCAAUUAUCACACAUUUCUCUCAGGGGUUCUUAGCUGGUGUCGCUGGGGAACACGGCCGUUCGGUCGGGCAGUAUGGAGAUGCCGUCACUGCUGACAUGAUUGAUGACCUCGCAUGGAAGCACUUUCCACUUUGCAUGCGUCAUGUCCACGGCGGAUUACGGCAAAAUCGCCAUCUUAAACAUCAAGGGCGACUGCAGUACACUCUGUUCCUCAAGGUGCUGGGAUUACCUAUUGAUGAGGCCAUCCAUUUCUGGAGAGCUUCCUAUGGAAACACAAUGUCCGAUGACAGGUUCAAUAAGGAGUAUCGUUACAAUAUUCGACAUUCAUAUGGUCUGGAAGGCGGAAGGAAGAACUAUCCGGCAAGAGACUGUCGCUGUAUCAUCAUGGAAAAUCCUCCUGCAGUUACAGAAACACACGGAUGCCCCUUCAGGCACUUUUCGACAAGUAACCUCCAAUCGGCUAUCAAUGGUUAUUACGGUAUUCCCAUCAUGUCAGAGGAAAUGUCGGACAUAAUCCGCGCAGUGGAGAUGAGGCAUUAUCAUGUUGCAUGCACGCGCGUUUUUGAGCUCACUCAUGAUGGAGAAGGGCUGGGAGACGGAGAAAGCGUUACACAUCCAAAUAAAUACGUCGCAAGGUCUCGCGAGCUGGAGAAGGAGAAAGAGGCGAAGAAAGAAGUCGCAACAGAGGGGAUAGGGAAUACACUGAAACCCGAUUCGUAGUCGUAUAUUGAUUAAUGCUGAGUUCUGUUGUAC
This is a messenger RNA of Cantharellus anzutake, 1548 nucleotides long. RefSeq names its product eukaryotic and archaeal DNA primase, large subunit-domain-containing protein. NCBI's taxonomy places the organism in Eukaryota, Fungi, Basidiomycota, Agaricomycetes, Cantharellales, Hydnaceae. Gene Ontology annotation, biological process: DNA replication, synthesis of primer. Gene Ontology annotation, cellular component: alpha DNA polymerase:primase complex. The coding region runs from base 43 to 1515 and encodes 490 amino acids. The transcript has 7 exons. The record is from RefSeq and is a predicted model, not a curated record.